This is a messenger RNA of Xyrauchen texanus (razorback sucker), 4014 nucleotides long. RefSeq names its product metastasis associated 1 family, member 2 (gene mta2). Gene Ontology annotation, biological process: negative regulation of transcription by RNA polymerase II. Lineage: Eukaryota; Metazoa; Chordata; Actinopteri; Cypriniformes; Catostomidae. The record is from RefSeq and is a predicted model, not a curated record. Bases 347 to 2338 code for a protein of 663 amino acids. The transcript has 18 exons. Gene Ontology annotation, molecular function: transcription corepressor activity; transcription coactivator activity; histone deacetylase binding. Gene Ontology annotation, cellular component: NuRD complex; nucleoplasm.
AGGGAGCGGAGGAUAGGAGGAAGAGUGGAGUGAGAGAGAAAGAGAGACAGGCUGGCUAUCAAGGGCUCGUGUGUGCAUGCUUGUGUGAAUGCGUGAAAGUCUGAGCGCGCCGAAACAAAGACGCAAUUUUUUUUUUCUCAUCCGGAGAAACAUUGCAGCGGAAACUUUAAACUUUUACCCGCCAGAACGGCAGCGCCGUGCCGGGUCCCGGCUUUGUCUCGCGACGGGGGGAAGUACGCCAAUUCAGGCGAGAAUAUAAAUAAACGGCGCCGCUUUUUGGAUACACAUUUUUGCCCACACAACAAGGGAAACAUUUGUUAUUGUGAUUGUUUAGGGGAGUGAGAGAAUGGCGGCCAACAUGUAUCGAGUUGGAGAUUAUGUGUAUUUUGAAAACUCUUCCAGCAAUCCGUAUCUGAUCCGCCGAAUAGAAGAGCUCAAUAAGACGGCCAAUGGAAAUGUAGAAGCCAAGGUGGUUUGUCUCUUCAGGCGGAGAGAUAUAUCUGCCAACCUGAACACACUGGCAGAUAGCAAUGCAAGAGACUUUGAAGAUGAGUCCAAGCAACCUUCAACAUCAGAACAGCAGAAACACCAGCUCAAGCACAGAGAACUGUUCCUGUCUCGACAGUUUGAGUCUCUUCCUGCCACACACAUACGAGGGAAAUGCAACGUCACACUUUUGAAUGAAACUGAUGUUUUAACUAGCUACCUAGAGAGAGAGGACUGUUUCUUCUACUCUCUGGUGUUUGACCCAGUACAGAAGACCCUGCUGGCAGACCAGGGAGAGAUUAGAGUAGGAUCCAAAUACCAGGCAGAGAUCCCUGACAAACUGUCUGAAGGUGAAUCAGACAGUCGAGUGCAGGAGAAGCUUGAGACGAAGGUUUGGGAUCCUAAUAACCAGUUGAAGGAUCCUCAGAUUGACCAGUUCCUGGUGGUGGCACGAGCCGUUGGCACAUUCGCACGUGCACUAGACUGUAGCAGUUCCAUUCGCCAGCCCAGUUUGCACAUGAGUGCAGCUGCAGCAUCUAGAGACAUCACACUGUUCCACGCCAUGGACACACUGCAGAAGAAUGGCUAUGACCUGGCCAAGGCCAUGUCCACACUGGUGCCGCAGGGCGGCCCAGUACUGUGCAGAGAUGAGAUGGAGGAGUGGAGCGCCUCAGAGGCCAUGCUGUUCGAGGAGGCUUUGGAGAAAUACGGCAAAGACUUUAACGACAUCCGCCAAGACUUUUUGCCCUGGAAGUCAUUAGCUAGUGUGGUCCAGUUCUACUACAUGUGGAAAACUACUGAUCGUUACAUCCAGCAAAAAAGACUAAAGGCAGCAGAGGCUGACAGCAAACUCAAACAAGUGUACAUCCCCACCUACACCAAACCCAACCCCAACCAGAUCAUGGCUCCUGGAAACAAGCCUGGCAUAAACGGGGCCACCGGCUACCAGAAAGGCCUCAGCUGUGAAAGCUGCCACACUGCCCAGUCUCAGCAGUGGUAUGCAUGGGGUCCUCCCAACAUGCAAUGCAGACUCUGUGCAUCCUGCUGGAUUUACUGGAAGAAGUACGGUGGUCUGAAGACCCCCACCCAACUAGAGGGUGCCGCAAGAGCUGGCACGGACGCGGCUCCACGUGGUCACAUGACCCGCCAGGAAGUACAGGGCAUGUCCCCAUUCACCAGCAGUGCCGGAAGAGCUAAACUUCUAGCAAAAAACCGUCAGACCUUCAUCCUUCAGACCACCAAACUCACUCGAAUCGCCCGUCGGGUGUGCCAGGACAUCCUGCAGUCUCGCCGAGCAGCCCGUCGCCCCUACGCUUCUAUUAAUGCCAAUGCUGUCAAAGCAGAGUGUAUGAUAAGGCUUCCAAAAGCGACGAAGAGUGGUGUGAAGAACCGCAUUAUUCCACGACCAUCCCUUGUUAAUAUAGUUAAAGAAUUGGCUGUUCAAGCUCCUUUGAAACUCAAAGCCCCUCGAGGUGCACCAACCCCUAUCAACCGUAACCAGGGCAACCAGCCACGGAGCGCAUCGGCUCUACUGGGCAAGAGGCCCUUUGAAAAUGUUGGAGGCCAUUCUUUCUCCACCAAUGGAAGACCGUUCACAUCUGGAAUGAGAGCAGCCACCCAGUCAGUCAUCAAGAGGCAGAAGGUCAGCCAAGGAGAUGCACCUAAUCCAGUUGUGUUUGUGGCUACAAAAGACACCAGGGCUCUGAGGAAACACCUCACUCAGUCAGAGAUGAGGCGGGCGGCCAGAAAACCACACCUCCCACUCAGAGUCAAACUUCCCCUGCCACCCCGGCCACUUCCUGUACCCAUCUUACCCUCCAGCACCAGCGAGCCAAUUGUGUUGGAGGACUGAGAGAUGUUCCGACAGACCACAUCCUUUGCCAGAGCACGUUAAAUCCAGCCAUUAUCAGCUGUUCUUCUCUACUUCUCGUCUUCUGUUGUGCCCAAAAUCAUAUACCCACAAAAACUCUCAUGCACAGAUGACAAACCCUUUAUUGUUACACCAGCAUACACCAGACUUCAAAGCAUUUUACUCCCAGUGUUAUAGCUUAAGAGUUCAAUUCUCUCCUUUCCCAUUGCUUCUUUUUUAUUGCCAAUAAUUUUAACUGUAAUGUAAAGCAAACCAUGUUCAUUCUAAAAUGGUGUAAAAGCACACUUUUCUUUUGUUUUCUCCAGCUUUCUUUAUUUGUAUUAAUAUUAACAGCAUUUUUCAAAAGUGUGUUAUUGUGCAUAUGGAAGGUGUAAAUUCUAUGAGAGAGUAAACCGUCUUUUUACCAACUUUUUCUUAAUUUCUUAGGUUGUUUGUGUUCAAAAACCAGAGGAUGAAUUGCUUUGUUUUUGUACUAGAUAAUGAUGGACUAAUCAGGACACAUCUGACUUGUACAUGUGGUUCUAGUUUUUCAGGCACAGUUCCAACACACUUAUGGACAGCAAUACAGCAAAGGUCUCCAUUUAUGUAUUAUUCUUUAUACAAUAGAUCUGCAACUGGGAUGGGUUUAUUUUUUACUGGGAUAGUUUCCUGGUUUUGCAGGGUUUCUUUUGUUUGUUUUUUUACCCAAAAUCCUACAACUUAACUACUCCAUUCAGUGAUAUGUGAAGGUCUUAUAGGAUUCUAGCUUAGUACAAACUUUUGAUUACUUGGGAAGGCUUCUGAUUUAGUAAAGUGUCAAAUAUGUUUAUUUGAAUGUGAGGCAAUCCUGUUUGAGGAGCCCAGUGGUUUCCCAGAGCUUCUCAAGAUCAUCCCUCUAUAGAGGUUUUAGAAGUUGGUUGAUCUCAAAAUCAGUUUGGUCUGUUUUGUACGUCAAUAUUGACACUUUUCCUUAAAUUACAUCAUGAACAAAGCCAUAAUUUGUUUACCACUUGCAUGUCUUUCCAUGCAUAUGUUGCCACACUCACAUUGGCAUCGUAAAUGUCUUGGGUAAAUCAAAAUGGUAAUCUGGGGGCUACUGGAAAGAUGUUUGUUAUUGUAGAUAAUGAAACAACAAGGAUAUUUGUAUGAGAGUAAUGUUCUUUGAUGAGAUUUUCUUGUGGUUCAACUGAAGGCUGAUACUGAUGCAUAUCCCCCCCCCUUAUGAUUUUUGUCUUAACAUUGGACGAUAUGUAGAGCUGAACAGUUGGGCUUUUUGGCAGAUUUGUUGGCUUGAGAUUUGUCAACACAAAAUCCAUUGUAAAUCUUUUCCCCCGAUUAGGGGUUUUGUAAUGUUUCUUAAACAAAUGAAGCGUGCACCGCACACUAAAUAAAUGUUAACCUGUCCCUUUCUAAGUUUCACCAGUUUUUUUAUGAAGGUGGUUUUGUACCCCCACAAUGUUUUUUUUUUUUUUUUAAACAUGGCAAAAAAUAUUUUAACAUUGUUCUGAAUAAUGGGAUGGGUGGGGGAAGGGAGGGAAGACUGGUUGAUUUUAAGGGUGUGAAGGAUUUUUGAAAUCUUUGUUUGAAAUCACCAAACUUUUUUUUUUUUUUUAUAUACUUCAGUGUCUGUAUCCUUUAAUGUAUCUUGUGAUAAGAAAAUUAAUAAAGAUUUUUUUUGU